GGGUUGGAAAUGACACCUCCUGUGGUCUCAUUAGCCCCAAAACUGCGCUCGACCCGGCUGCGUCCAGGGUCUCUAGUCCCCCCACUAGAGACUGAGAAGGUGCCUCGCAAACGAGCAGGGGCCCCAGUUGGUGGGGGUCCUGGGCUGGCAAAGCGGGGCCGCCUACAGCCCCCAAGUCCCCUGGGGCCUGAGGGUUCGGUAGAGGAGUCUGAGGCUGAAGCCUCAGGUGAGGAGGAGGAAGGGGAUGGGACCCCACGCCGACGUCCUGGUCCCCGCCGGCUUGUUGGGACCACCAACCAAGGGGACCAGCGCAUCUUGCGCAGCAGUGCCCCUCCCUCCCUGGCUGGCCCUACUGUUAGUUACAGAGGCCGCAAGGCCAAGACGUGAGUGGGCUGCCCCUCCACCUAGGCUUUCCACCGUGGCCGCUCCCUCCAUGACCAGGCCUGACUCUGUUAACCACUACUUGAAGUCUUGAGGGGGAAAGCCUCCAGGGAGACAUAGGGGCCUUCUCCCUUCUUCCCACCAAAGUAGGGGGUAGGCAACUGGUUGUCAUGGAAAUGGGGAUCAUCACAGUCCCCCUCCCCUUCACCCCACGUGGCUGGGCAGUGUUAAGGGUGGCAAGAUAGUCUCUGUCCCCACCCCCUUGUACUUGAUUCCCCAGCUGUCUUUCACAGCCCCCCACCCUUAGGGGAAAGGGGAGGGGCUUCUCUACAAUGAGGUUUUUUUCUUUUUUUCUUUUUUUCUUUUUUUUUUUUUUUUAAGAAGAAAAAAUAAUAAACUUAGUUUCUGUACGAGCAUCCGCGUAAGGAGGCUUCUGAUUUUCUGGUCUGGUGGAGGGUUGGGUGGGAACUUGGGCAUCGUUUUUCUCUUCCCUCUUGCUCUUGCAAAGAUCCUAGCACCUGAUCUCUAGCCUAGGACUGUAUAUUCCAAGUAGAAACCUACCCAAGAAAAGGGAAGAUUGGUGAAUUUGAUGUGGUAGGGUGCCUUUCCCUAGUCAGUUUGAAGUCACAGACAUUCUUUUCCUCCUCUCUUUUCCCUCGGUUCCUAGACGUUCCUCAGAGCUCUUUGAUGCCUCAGACCUUUCCCUUUUAUCCCUCUUGCUCAGGUGCUUCCUUUCACUCCUUUUUCCAGAGGGCAGGCGUCCUAGCUCCAGUUGGUCCAUCCCUUGGGCACUCCCCUGCUCUUCAUCUAGCCAAACUGGUUUGAGUCAGCCACACCCCUUCCCAGCUCCCUGAGCUCUUCAGGUGGUGGCUGGCCACUCAACCCCACCCCUGGGCUUGGCUUGGAGCCCUGAGUCAGCUCCAUCACCACCCAAGCCAAACCAAAGCUGAGGCAGGAGCCGAAACUCAGAGUCCCUCAAAGCCUAUAGCCAGGUGAUGGAGGACGAGGAGAAGGCAGUGGAGAUCUUGAUGGGCAACACGGAAGCUGCUCAUCCUCCAUCCCCCAUCCGCUGCUGCUGGCUCCGCCUCCGCUGCUUGGCAGCUACUAGCAUUAUCUGUGGCUGCUCUUGCCUGGGAGUCGUGGCUCUGGUGUUUGCCAUCAAGGCAGAAGAGCGGCAUAAAGCAGGCCGGUCCGAGGAGGCAGUGCGCUGGGGGGCCCAGGCCCGGAAAUUCAUCCUGGCCAGCUUUGCUGUCUGGCUUGCUCUCCUCACUCUGGGUCCCCUGCUGCUGUGGUUGCUCUCCUACGCCAUCGCUCAGGCUGAGUGACCCUGGAUGGCCUCUGCUGAGAGCCAGCUGAGACCUCCUGGAUCCUGCAAUGCGGCAUUGCUAAGGUCCUGUGACAGCAGUGGUUGGAAGGAUCCUGGUUGGAAGGAUGGGGACUCUCAAGGGGCUUCGGAAGAGCUCUUCUAGCCCUUUAUAAAAGGAGGGCAGCAGCUGAGACUGAUGAGAGGAGGGCAGCCCGCUCUGUUCUUUCAGGGCCUCCCAUCCCUAUCUCCCCCACCCAAGCCCACCCUAGGCCUCUACCCAGCGGGAGGGGUUGAAGACCAGGCCUGGUUUUAUUAGAAUUCAUUUUGUAAUAAAAGCCUUUUUUAGUGGUGAAAUACUCCUGUCUAAUUGUUCUCCCCCUGCUUUACUUUGGGCCCUUGGUGAGAGCCAGCCUGAACAUCUGACUGAUAGCAGAAGCCAGCAUCCACCUCAUCCAGGAGCUUCAAGAGUAGGAAACAAUUUUUAUUUUCUUCUUCUGGAAGUUUUCCUUCUUGGAAAGACCCCAGCUUCUCCCUUGUACGUCCACAGAGACUCUGAGGCCAAGAGUAGUAGCAGCUGCUACUAUUUAUGACUUACUAUAUUCUGGGCUGUGUUCUAAGCACUUUAUAUUUCUUUUUUUUUUUUUUUGAGACGGAGUCUCGCUGUGUCACCCAGGCUGGAGUGCAGUGGCGCGAUCUCGGCUCACUGCAAGCUCCGCCUCCCGGGUUUAUGCCAUUCUCCUGCCUCAGCCUCCAAGUAGCUGGGACUACAGGCGCCCGCCACCACGCCCGGCUAGUUUUUUUUUUGUAUUUUUAGUAGAGACGGGGUUUCACCAUGUUAGCCAGGAUGGUCUCGAUCUCCUGACUUCGUGAUCCACCCGCCUCGGCCUCCCAAAGUACUGGGAUUACAGGCUUGAGCCACCGCGCCCGGCCAGCACUUUAUAUUUCUUAACUUCCUCCAGUUUUCAGUCACUCAGUAGGUAUCUAUACUAUCAUAUCCAUCAUAUGAAUAUGUCACAUAUGAUAGGUACCAACUAUCUGAGUGAAAACUGGAGGAAGUGUUCUAAAAUGACAGUGUUCUCAUUUUAUACUUGAGGAAAUAAGACAGAUUUGCACAAGGUCCUCAGCUACUAAAUGGUAGAGCUGAGACUGAACCCAAACAAUUUUGAUUCCAGAGCUGAGAGAGGAGUGAAAGAGUUGGGUAACAGCAACAACCAUCCUGUACAUGGAGAUUUGAAUGAUUAAAAUGGAUUUUCAUAUCUUUUA
Macaca mulatta (Rhesus monkey) is the source of this 2950-nucleotide messenger RNA. The record is from RefSeq and is a predicted model, not a curated record. NCBI's taxonomy places the organism in Eukaryota, Metazoa, Chordata, Mammalia, Primates, Cercopithecidae.